AUGUCUGUAACCCUACCAAUUGACGCACGGAAUGAAUUUGUUGAUUUUCGCUCUCUUCUUGUUGAUCCAGCUUUUGAGGAAAAAUUUCGUAUUACACUCCAACUCUCCCAGGAAGGCUCUUCUCCAUCGUUAGCUCUUGAGCCAGUAAACAAAGCUAAACGUAUUACAUCAAUAGAUGUUUGGCUCCAAGUUUUUCACGUGUAUGUGGGUAUUUUUACUGCACAGUAUCCCCAUGAGGCUCCCGGCCUCAUGAAGUAUGGGGCUACUAUUCAGGAUCUGGCUGCAAGGGGGCAUAAUUGGUGUUAUUAUGAUGAAAACUUCGUUUUCUGCGCCAGUCUCAGGGCACCUCUCUUCCCUGGGGGACUAUAG
Messenger RNA from Porites evermanni, 369 nucleotides. Lineage: Eukaryota; Metazoa; Cnidaria; Anthozoa; Scleractinia; Poritidae. The record is from the annotation of a GenBank genome assembly.